GUCAAAAAAAAAAAGAAGGAUAAUGCGUUCAGUAACGCACUGCAUUAUAAAAUCUUCUGGAUGGACCAAUGAGAACAUUAGAUAAGAACUUGUUACAUUUAAAUACGAACGAUUGGUAGAAAAUCGUGUUGACAUCCAUUUACCAUGGAGAUGCACUCUCGUAUUACCAACAAUUGACCGAAUGGAUCCACUCCGAAAUUGAAUUAUAAUUAAACUAAAAUGUAUUUUAUUAAAAAAAAUAUUCAAUCCAAAUAGUAGGUCCUAUCAUAAUGUUUACAUUAAGAUAUUCGUUAGUUUUUCUUUCGAUAAAUAUAAUGCAGACCGUAAAUUACGAAAAAGAGUGUCAAGUCGGUGUAGGAAUGUGGCACUUCAAAAUGGCUGCCAGUCACUUUAGUAAUUUACGGCUCUAUCUUUCUUUGUUAUCGCUUGUAUAAUUAAAACGGUGGAUCGAUAAAGAGAUUAUUUGAAUUUAUUUAAAAAUAGUGUAUCAUACGUUAAAUAAGCACGAUAUACUCUUCUAAUGGAUAUUAGAUAUAUGUGAGAACGUAAUAUGCUCAGGAAUCACAUUCUUGUCACCAUUGCUUUUAAAAAGAAACUUUUCAUGAAGAAUUUUAUUGGCAAAACACAUUAAUUGUGUAUUGAAUAAAGUGUUACAAAAUAAUAGAUUGUAUUUAAGAAAGAUUUCUAAUCAGUUAAAUAACUCCUAUGUUGAAUAGGUUAAACAUUGAAAUGCUGAGUACUAUCAUGUACGAGAAUACCAAGGUAGCAGCACUUCUUGAACAUUUUGUGUACAUCGAUGUCUAACUAUAGUUAUUGCAAUUUCGUAUAUAAAACAUGCACGAAAUUGUAAUACAAUUGAUGAUAUAUAACAAAGCUGAUCAUAUUAUUUUAUAUCAGUAAGAAGUUUCGACAUCAUUUGUCAAUUUACAGACUAUUGUCAUAAUACUUGUAUUCUUCUACGAAUUAUUAAAAAAGAAACAUAUACUUUUAAAGUGACAUUAUUGCAAGUGAAAUAUUUUCAUAAUACAGUGUUGCUUGCAUCCAAUCAAUCCUUUGUGUAUUGUGCAUUACAAAAAUUUGUAUCGUUUCUACUACCAUGACAGCUCUGAGUGUUUGUGGAAAAGUACAUUAAAACAUCUAUCUAUAUUGUUCUAUAUAUAUAUGCCCCAGCCAGAUUAAAGCUAGGUCCCUAAGGACCUAGCAUGGGCCACUAUGAAUCCUCCUGCGGUCAGCAAAUCGAGCACUCGUGGCUCUGGAUACCAUCAAAAGGCACUAGCUGAAAUCCGCAACUCUUUACUACCAUUCGCUAACAUUGGAGGAGCAGGAGAAGUUGGUUCCAGUGCAGCUAGUACUAUAUCAACUUUAUCGACAACUAGUGGUAUCAGUUCGGCAUCAGGUCUCAGUGGUCUUUCUGCUGCAUCUGGGUGCACAGAUAAACCUGAUCAACGUCAGGCAAUAGCGCAGUUAUUAGCCAUGGGAUACUCAGAGGAAAUAGGGUUACGUGCCCUGAAACUCGCAGGAUGGCGCUUAGAUGGAGCAAUAGAGUUCUUAAAACAAGCACAAGGAGAAUCUCUUAAUGGCCUUGGUAAACUUAAUACCAAGCUGAUAAGAAAACCAAGUUUAGAAAGGGAGCUAAGUCUCCAAAGAGGAAGUCCUGCAUUAGAUAGUGGUGCAGGAAGUUCACGAUCUGACAGUCCACGAUUGACGGAACUUAGUCCACAUCCACAAUUAAGUCGACAAUAUUCACCAAGCAAUUUUGUAGAACGGGAACCACCUCCACCACCUCCUCCAAGAUGUAGUUCUACGCCACCACCACCACCGCCACCUCAUGCUCCAUAUAGUCAACCAAAUGUACCAAGUAAUAUGCAGCAAAUGCUCAAGCGAAUGUCUCCCGCUCCAGUUGUACCGACACGACCCCCUCCAUCGGCACCUGGUAAUUCUGGAUCUACAUCUGGAUCAGGAAAUCCACCUCAAAGAGGUACAAGCCCUGUGGCGUCGUCUAAUAAUAAUACUAACAGCCGCCAACCAAUGAUUGUACAAAAUGGUCCGCAAGUACAACAACAAUUAUCACAACAAAUGCAAGCACUCAGUAUCUAUCAAUCAUGCGAUAGAAAUUCUAGUACACAGGUUGAACCUCCACCUCCUUAUCCGAUAGUCCCUUCCUCAUCUUCUGGUCCUGUUCAACCGCCAUCUUACAGUACUUCUAUGCAAAAUAGACAGAGUCCUACACAAUCUCAACAGGAUUAUAGGAAAAGUCCGUCAUCUGGUAUAUACUCUGGUCCAACAUCAGCUGGAUCACCAAGUCCUAUUACUGUGUCUACUAUAUCUCCAAGUACACAAGCAUCCAUGGCUAGACCUACACCGUUACAGGCUUGGGGAGCACGUCAAGCGAAAACUCAACCACCUAUUAUUAUGCAAUCUGUUAAAAGUACUCAAGUACAAAAACCUGUUCUACAAACAGCCAUUGCUCCAACGUCCCCUCAACCAAUUUGUACAACUAGUAAUACACCGCCACCUCCUCCAUCUUAUGCUUCAUCAAUUCAACAGAAACAACAACAACCACCACCAGCAUAUCCUCCUGUUAAUAAUACUGGUACUGCACCAUCGAGUUCUGUAAGUGUAGGUGUUUCAGUAGGUGUACCAACAACGGAACCUCCUAGUUAUGCUACAACGAUGCAAGUAUUAGCAGCACAACGUGGCAUACAUCAUCCACUUCCUCCCCCUCCUUAUGGAACAGCCAAUGAUGAUACAUCUGGAAUUUCUACGGUAGAAAGUAGUUCUGGGCCUCGAUCUUCUCCAAUUGCUAAUCAUCCUCCAUUGCAAAGAAAAUAUUCACCGGUGGACAAUUGUUCGCAUUCAGUGGAGACACCACCUUUACCUCCAGUAGCAUCGACUUCUGUUUCUUCGAGAAAUAAUAAUAAUCACUCAUCUUUACCGGAUGGAAAUGGAGGAAAGGGAGGUAGUGCGCCGUCAUCUUAUAAAAUAAAACAUCAAUCUCCUAUUCCUGAAAGAAAACAUAUGAGUAAAGAAAAAGAAGAAGAGCGUAGAGAUUGUAAAGUUCGUAAUUAUUCUCCUCAAGCGUUCAAAUUUUUUAUGGAGCAACAUGUUGAAAAUGUACUGAAAUCUCACAAACAACGCUUGUAUCGACGUCUUCAGUUAGAAACAGAAAUGGCUAAAAUAGGCCUAAGUGCAGAAGCACAGUGUCAAAUGAGGAAGAUGUUAUCCCAAAAGGAAUCUAAUUACAUUAGAUUGAAACGUGCAAAAAUGGAUAAAUCUAUGUUCACUAAAAUAAAACCUAUUGGUGUUGGUGCUUUUGGAGAAGUAACACUCGUGAGAAAGCUUGAUACUAAUCAAUUCUAUGCAAUGAAGACAUUACGUAAAGCUGAUGUACUGAAUAGAAACCAAGUAGCUCAUGUUAAAGCAGAACGUGAUAUUCUAGCAGAAGCUGAUAACGAAUGGGUCGUUAAAUUAUAUUAUUCGUUUCAAGACAAGGAUAAUCUAUAUUUUGUGAUGGACUAUAUACCAGGAGGAGACUUAAUGUCUUUGCUUAUUAAAUUUGGUAUUUUUAAAGAACCAUUAGCAAGGUUUUAUAUUGCUGAACUUACGUGUGCAGUUGAAAGUGUUCACAAAAUGGGAUUCAUUCACAGAGACAUUAAACCAGACAAUAUUUUAAUUGAUCGCGACGGACAUAUUAAAUUGACAGACUUUGGACUCUGUACAGGAUUUCGCUGGACUCACAAUUCUAAAUAUUACCAGCAAAAUGGUCAUGGUAAACAAGAUUCAAUGGAUCCAGCCGACGACUGGAACAACGAGUGUCGCUGUAUUCAAUUAAAACCAUUGGAACGUAGGAGACACAGAGAACAUCAAAGAUGCUUGGCACAUUCGUUAGUUGGGACACCAAAUUAUAUUGCGCCAGAAGUUUUGCAACGCACAGGAUAUACUCAGUUAUGUGACUGGUGGAGUGUGGGUGUAAUUUUAUAUGAGAUGCUAGUUGGUUCUCCACCUUUUCUUGCCAAUACACCAGCUGAGACUCAAUACAAGGUCAUUAAUUGGGAGACCACUCUUCAUAUCCCUAAACAAGCUAAUCUAUCACCUGAAGGUAUGGAUUUAAUAUUAAAACUUUGCGUUGGGGCUGAUCGUCGAUUAGGUAAAAAUGCGGAUGAAGUCAAGAGUCAUCCAUUUUUUGCAAGUAUUGAUUUUGAAAAAGGACUACGACGACAGGUAGCACCUCACAUACCUCGCAUACAAUAUCCCACAGAUACAAGUAAUUUUGAUCCUGUGGAUCCUGACAAGUUAAGAAAUUCUGAAUCCUCAGAUUCUAAUAAGUCAGACGAAUUGUUAGACAAUGGGAAACCAUUUCAUGGUUUCUUUGAAUUCACAUUUAGGCGCUUUUUUGAUGAUGGUGGUGGCCCCGCGUAUCCUAGUCGAAUAAGUUUGGAUGAUAAUGAUAAUCAAGGUCCUGUUUACGUAUGACAAUAGGCUAAU
Messenger RNA from Polistes dominula (European paper wasp), 4485 nucleotides. It is a transcript of the gene wts, whose product is annotated as serine/threonine-protein kinase warts. Gene Ontology annotation, molecular function: ATP binding; protein binding; protein serine/threonine kinase activity. The record is from RefSeq and is a predicted model, not a curated record. Lineage: Eukaryota; Metazoa; Arthropoda; Insecta; Hymenoptera; Vespidae. Gene Ontology annotation, biological process: G1/S transition of mitotic cell cycle; hippo signaling; peptidyl-serine phosphorylation.